Molecule: messenger RNA, 1612 nt
Organism: Lingula anatina
Lineage: Eukaryota; Metazoa; Brachiopoda; Lingulata; Lingulida; Lingulidae
Product: fibromodulin
Cellular component (GO): plasma membrane
Molecular function (GO): protein binding
Source: RefSeq, a predicted model, not a curated record
AAACUUGGCACUGGGAACAAGAAUAUUAAAUAAUACUUUGAAGAAAAAAAGAAUAACAAAAAAAUGCUAAACUUAGUGGUUUUUCUCCACCGCCCCCCCGCCCCCCUUUAAAGAAAAACAAGUCAGGAGUGGGCAAUACAGGUAACUAUAUAACAUUAUUAUAAUGCCAGCUAGGACAGUAAACUCUCAUAUCUCAACAUCUCUCCUUGCUGCCUUUGCACUUAGUCAACAUAAAGUCAUCACCACGCUGACACACUUUGAUGAGUCCAAUGUUCACAAAGAUAUGUUCUGGGUCAGGUGAUAAGUGGUCACUGCUGUUACAAACUGAGGUAUAUUGGGUCAGAACAAGUGCUAUUCACUAUCACAGGUAAAUGCAGCUAAAUAUAAGAAGAUUUUUCUCAGAUACUAAGUCAUGACAGCAUGGUCUAUUUUCUAUCCAGCAGAUUGAAAGGGGUUUUGGUGCUGUUGUUACUGUUCCAACUACCACUAGCCCUAAACUCAUGUCCAAAAUUCUGUGAAUGCACCAAUGGCCCCACAGUAAUAAACUGCACAGAUAGAGGGCUAAGCAAUGUCCCUUUGUUCCCUAAGGAAAGUGUAAGGAUUUACCUGGACAGAAACAACAUCACUAUCAUCCAGGAUGGAAAACUGAACCAUUUAAACCAGUUGGAAAAGUUGACAUUUGCAGAUAAUCAAGUGUCACAUAUAGAUGCUGGUGCUUUCCAUGGACUGACAAACCUGGAGGAGCUGGAUCUUACUUAUAACCAGCUUAGUUUUAAAUUGCCAGGCAGCAUGGAUAACACCCUAGUUUAUUCGAAAAAAUCCAUGCCACAUCCCUGUAACAUACUGCAUGGAAUGACAAAGCUGAAGACACUAAAACUGCAGCAUAACAAACUGGGUAAUCUGUUCAAAGAGGGAGCCUAUGCCUGCAUAUUUCAAGAUCAGGUUUAUUCUUUAAAGACAUUAGAACUAUCUCAUAACAAUAUAUCAGGUUUGACCAAUAAUUUAUUUUUAAACAUGUCUUUGGAGUAUCUAAAUUUGAGUUACAACAGAUUAAUGUCAGUGCCAAAACUUUUUCAGAACCUGACAUCUUUGACAACCCUAGACUUAUCCCACAAUGAAAUCACCUGUGUUAACAAUCUGAACACCAGCAUUGUCAGUAUUGAUCUUAGUAACAAUCCAUUCAGUUGUUCCUCAGCCAAAUGUAUACAGAACCUAAAGGGUCAAAGUGAAAAAUACAAUCAUUUUAGGGAGACUGGGAAAUAUGUGUGUCAUACUCCAGAAAAAUGUAAUGGACAAGAUAUCUAUGACCUUGACCUUACAAAUCUAUGUCAAUCAGGUCUGAGCACAACAAAGAAAAUCUUAGCUGGUGUCAUGGGGUUUACAGCAGGGAUGUUAACACUGGUUUCCCUGUGGAUGUGCUAUACCAGAAACCUUUUCAAAGUGUGUGUUGACAGAUGGAGAAGUUUCCAUUAUAAAGAGGUGCCAAGAGAUAUUGCAAUGCAUCACAUUUGAAAUGGUCUCAAAGGCCACAUUCCCAUAGGAUUUAGAUCGAUCUAUCCCCGUGGGGAGUCUCACUAGAUUACUGUCAGAUAAUCCAGUUAAAUGUCCGUCC